AUGAGUGUAGAACUAAUAGAUAGUACAAUGAUCAUAAACUUUAUCGAAGAGAGGGAAGAAUUUGCUUUUGCGGUACGAUGUCGUUUUGCGGAACUGGACAUUGACCAAAAUAGCGUUCUUUGCUACAGCGAAAUGCUGAAAGAGUUCCAGUCUCUUAGAUUGGUAGAGACCGAUUUUGGUAAUGAUGUGAAGACAAAUCCAGAAGUGGUUGCUAAUAUUUAUAGUUCACUGUUGGCAAAGUUUGAUCACAAUUCUGAUGGAGUGAUAAGCUUGGAGGAGUAUAUGACAGAGACGAAGAAGAUGAUGAAGGACAUAGCCAAUGAUAUAGGAUUCAUGCCAAUACAGAUGGUGUUGGAGAAGGAUAGCCUUCUCAUGAAGGCUGUCGAGCUACAUCACUCAGCCUCAGCAGCACAUACUAUUGAUUGUUAG
Molecule: messenger RNA, 429 nt
Organism: Cannabis sativa
Lineage: Eukaryota; Viridiplantae; Streptophyta; Magnoliopsida; Rosales; Cannabaceae
Exons: 1
Coding region: 1-429 (142 amino acids)
Molecular function (GO): calcium ion binding
Source: RefSeq, a predicted model, not a curated record